Molecule: messenger RNA, 2049 nt
Organism: Gymnogyps californianus (California condor)
Lineage: Eukaryota; Metazoa; Chordata; Aves; Accipitriformes; Cathartidae
Gene: PTCD1
Product: pentatricopeptide repeat domain 1
Exons: 7
Coding region: 1-2049 (682 amino acids)
Biological process (GO): tRNA 3'-end processing
Cellular component (GO): mitochondrial matrix
Molecular function (GO): tRNA binding; protein binding
Source: RefSeq, a predicted model, not a curated record
AUGAGGUCCGUGCGGCUCCUCCUCCUCCUCCCCCCCCUGCGGCCGCUCGCCUCGCGGUGCCGCUGGGCCUCCUCCGCUCUCCCGCGGGGGCGGUGGGCAGUCCCCGAGCAGCCCGGGAAGGCGCCGCGCCUGCUCCGGCCCCCGGGCCAGUGGCCGCUGCCGGGCUGGAGGCCGUUCCGUUCGUCACAAGCGUCCUGCAAGCUGCCCGGCAGCGACCUGAGAGAGGUCGAUGCGGGCAGCUGCGCUGAAGCUGUUGGUGAGGAGGAGGAUGAGGAUGAAGGCGUGGAGUUCGGGACGCUGUCUGAUAAAUUUUCUUCUAGAAAUUAUUAUCACAAAACCACAUCGCGCUUUCAGAACUUAAAGCUUCAAGAAGAGGGAGAGGAAGAACCGGAAAGAAAACCUCGCCGCGGUCCUAAGAACACCCCGUACUGGUACUUCUUAAAGUGCAAAGCCCUCAUCAAAGCCGACAAGCUGGCGGAGGCUCUGGAGCUGUUUGAGGUGGAGAUGCUGAAGGAAGAGCGUGUGCGGCCGGAAGAAAGCAAUUACACUGUUCUAAUUGGCGGCUGUGGCAGGGUUGGCUACGUGAAAAAGGCAUUCAGGCUCUACAAUGACAUGAAAAAACGAGGCUUAACUCCCACCGAGGCCACUUACACAGCCCUGUUCAAUGCCUGUGCCGAAUCGCCGUGGAAAGACUCCGGCCUGCAGAGCGCUCUCAAAUUACGGCAGCAGCUAAAGAGCAGAAAUGAAGAGCUGAACCUGAUCGCCUACCACGCGCUGCUGAAGGUCUGUGCCCUGUGCUCAGAUCUCAGGAUGUGCUUUGACGUACUGAAGGAAAUCGUGGACAAGGGCCACGUUCUCACAGCCGAGACCUUCAGCUUCCUUCUCAUGAGCUGCAUAAAGGACAGUGAAAAUGGCUUCCGAUAUGCCUUACAGGUUUGGAAACAAAUGACUAAACUUGGAAUAAAGGGCGACAGCCACACUUACAAUUUGAUGCUGCGUGCUGCAAGAGACUGUGGAAUCGGCGAUCCGGUUGUGGCCUCUGGACUCCUGCUCAGACCCACCGAUGAGAACUCAUCUCAGCUAAGGCUUGCACCCGGGAGGCAGAAGGUGAAAAAUCAGAGGAAGAAGGGAUCAGAGAGCGCAGCUGCUGUCCAGCUGGAUGUGGAAGCUAUGGAAAAGCAAUUAUUUCAGGAGAGUUCGGUGCAGCCUGAAGAACAGAUCUGGCAACAACAUAAAGAUGUGAAUCGGGCUGAAACAGAGCCAGCUGCUCUCGACAGCCCCAGCGUAGCUCACAGCAGGACUGGAGCGUUGAUGAGGAGAGGCCAGAACAAGAUGGAGCAGGAACAAGCACGCCUAAGCCAGAAGCUGCAUUUCUGCAACCUGCCCAACUUGCUGGAUUCCAGGAUGCCCGACGCAGCCGUGGUUUCCUUGGGGACAGUGGCCACGCCGUCCGAUCGACUGGCUUUGAUGGGGGGUGUGGAGGGCUUCUUGAAUAAAAUGAAAGAAGACAAUGCAGAACCCAAUAUUAAAACAUUUACGUUACUGGCUGAGCUGGUGGAACCCCAAAGCCCCUCGGAGUCCUCUUUGCUGGCACUCCUAGAUGAGCAUAAAGUGAAAGUAGAUGUGACCUUCUUUAACACCUUAAUAAGGAAGAAAAGUUGUCAGGGAGACCUGGAAGGAGCAAAGAGGUCUGGAGUAACUCCCAACAAGUACAUCUACAGCACCCUCAUUGCUGCCGCUGUGAGGCAGCUGGAUUACAGGUACCUCACAGAGAUCCUGCGAGACAUGAGGAAUAGCCAGGUGCCUCCCAAUGAAGUUAUCAUACGCCAGCUGGAGUUCGCAGCACAGUACCCUCCGAAAUUUGACAGGUAUAAGUCAAAGAACCCAUACCUGGAGAAAAUUGAUGGUUUCCGUGGCUACUACUAUCGGUGGUUAAAAGUAAUGGCAGGAGAGGAGACCCCUCACCCCUGGGAAAAAUACAGAACAGCGAAACGUGCGGUAGAUGACAAGAAGGAAGAGGCUGUGCAGGAGCAGCCAGGGCAGAAGUAG